AUGCCUCUUGAACCACCUACCAAGUACCUUUUUACGCACGAUCCCGUGACUUUGAAUGGUUCAGUUCCUGAGAAACGAAAAUCAUCGGGGAGACCCCGGCCCCUUCCUGUUUCAUUAAAGGCCGGAUAUCCUCGAUCGUGUCCGGGUCGACCACCCUCGCGAACGUCAUCGAUCGGUAGCUCUUGUUCAGGCGCAUCCUAUCCACCAAGAGCUGGCAAAAGAAAGCGCGUCAUCAUACCAGUUUCAUCACUGGAUUUGAUAAGUCAGCUGAAUGAAGAAGUAGAAGAUGUUUCACUGGAGCCGUUCGUACCUCAUUUCAGUGUCGGAAAGCCCCAGCUACACAACGGCUCAAAUAGCUCUUUCCAUGUCGAAACUAGCUCUCAUAUGAAUGCUGAGCAUCAAGUCCAGCCGACCCGUGUGUAUGAAGCGCACACUAUCUCAGACUCCAACCAUGACUCCCAAAGCUUCUUGCCGUCAAAAUCUCUAUGUGCGACCAGUGAGGACCACGUAUAUGCUGAAGUUAUUCACUGGCUCAAUGAUAUUCCAGAACCUCUCGGCUCAACAAGUCCUAUUUUCAAUGGGAUCGACUGGCCAUAG
This is a messenger RNA of Penicillium chermesinum, 597 nucleotides long. RefSeq lists its product as uncharacterized. The record is from RefSeq and is a predicted model, not a curated record. Bases 1 to 597 code for a protein of 198 amino acids. Lineage: Eukaryota; Fungi; Ascomycota; Eurotiomycetes; Eurotiales; Aspergillaceae. The transcript is spliced from 2 exons.